This is a messenger RNA of Talaromyces rugulosus, 924 nucleotides long. RefSeq lists its product as uncharacterized. The transcript has 2 exons. The coding region runs from base 1 to 924 and encodes 307 amino acids. The record is from RefSeq and is a predicted model, not a curated record. Gene Ontology annotation, cellular component: membrane. NCBI's taxonomy places the organism in Eukaryota, Fungi, Ascomycota, Eurotiomycetes, Eurotiales, Trichocomaceae.
AUGGAUAUUGUUUAUCACAAUGGCACCAAUGGGUCCAGUCCCUGGGUCGACUUUUAUCCCUAUACACCCUCCGCGAGCGCCGGUUAUGCGUUCAUGGGUCUAUUUGGAGUCGCGACAGUCGCCCAUUUUGUAUUCAUCUUCUUAUUUCGCGCUCCAUAUUUUCUUCCAAUGAUAAUUGGCGGUAUCUGUGAAACCUUUGGUUAUUACGGUCGAGCCUGGUCGCAUCAGUCUCGAACUGAUAUUGGUUCCUGGGCCUUGGGAGCAAUGCUGAUUAUGACUGCACCGCCCCUUCUCGCAGCGACAAUAUACAUGGUUCUCGGCCGUAUCAUUCGUUCAUUUGAUGCGGAGCAUCUGUCAAGAAUGCGCGUUAAAAGGCUCACGCUCACUUUUGUACUCAACGAUGUGAUAUGUUUCUGCACUCAGCUUGGCGGAAUUGGCAUUCAGGUUACAGGUGAUGCAAAUAUUAUAAGCAUCGGCGACAAGGUAGUGCUAGCCGGUUUGAUUUUUUCCCUGUUCAUAUUCGCCCUUUUUGUCUGGAUCGCUGUUGAUUUCCACCGACGACUUUCGCGUGAGCCUACAAAAAUUCUUCUCAUCAAGCCCGAGGAAUCGAUACCAUGGAAACGAUACAUGAUAGCGCUGUACAUUUCUUCUCUCGCGAUGAUUAUUCGAAAUCUUGUUCGGGCGAUUCAAUUCGGUGCUAGUCGGCUAUCCCCGGUAAACACGCAGGAAGCGUAUAUCUAUGUAUUCGACGCGUUUAUGAUGUUUAUUUCCAUGGCUGUGCUGUUGGUAUAUCAUCCUGGGAAUCUUAUUAAAAAGGCGAGAAGGAUUGCUACUGUGAAUCAACUUCAUAGGGAACUAGUCACGCCAGAGGUUGGAGACGAUGCGGCAAAUUAUGGACAUAUCCCAAUGACGGAUAGAAUAUGA